This is a messenger RNA of Pygocentrus nattereri (red-bellied piranha), 710 nucleotides long. RefSeq names its product mitochondrial ribosomal protein L33 (gene mrpl33). The transcript has 4 exons. Gene Ontology annotation, molecular function: structural constituent of ribosome. Bases 122 to 319 code for a protein of 65 amino acids. Gene Ontology annotation, cellular component: mitochondrion; ribosome. Gene Ontology annotation, biological process: translation. The record is from RefSeq and is a predicted model, not a curated record. Lineage: Eukaryota; Metazoa; Chordata; Actinopteri; Characiformes; Serrasalmidae.
UAUGAUUUGUAGAUCGGCGCGGAAGUGGCCCGGAUGAAGCAGGACUUUUAAGCGGAGCUGUGACAUUAUUAGCAAAGCUCAAUGUGACUUUUCUGAGCUGGUCGCAAACGUUGCGAUUAAAAUGUUUCUCACCGCCGUCAACCUUGCCAAGAGCAAAUCAAAAACCGUCCUGGUUCAGAUGAUGAGCGCAGCAGGAACGGGUUACUGCUUCAACACAAAGAGAGGACGACUAAGAGACAAACUGGUCUUGCGAAAGCAUGACCCUUUUGUGAAUAAGCAUGUUCUUUUCUUUGAGAAGAAGAAGAUCCGCUCUAUCUGAGCACGGACCAGCCUGGGACUGAUGAUAAGGACACGGGGAGAAUUUCAGGCUCUUUUUUUUUUUUUUUGUACUUAAACAUGCAACUCGUUUGCAUUGUUUCAGGUUUUUGCAAGGACCGGAUAUAUGAGUAAGAGCUCAAGGAAGCUGACCAACGUCAGACAUAUCAAACAGCUCAAUACCAUCAAGAAUGACGAGAAGUCCCACUGGAACCAGAGGAUGUCUGUUCAUCUAUGAUGAUUAUCUACAAAGAAAGAGUCCUGCAGUGGUCAGCAUUUUGUUUUAAGUUGAGAAAAUGUCUGUCUUAAAAAUUCCAGCGUCGCAGUAAUAUUUAAAGACUCUUGAUUUGUAAUGUUGAAAUUUUGCUAAAAUACAAGACGUAUAUCCUAUUAGA